AUGGUCAACAUCACCUACGGCGACCUCAUCGCCUCGAGCCAACUCGCCGGACCCUUGUCUUACUCGAUCCAGCCCGGCGGGACAGACAUGAUUGUCACGCUUGCGGGUGGACAGGUGGCGAGUUACGAUCCGGGUGAUAUCGCAUGGCUACUCGCAUGUACCGCACUCGUAUGGCUCAUGAUUCCUGUGAGAACCGCGGCUGAUGCGUGGUAUCGGACGCAGGGCGUCGGAUACCUCUACUCGGGUCUCGUGCGGCGGAAAAACGCUUUGACGGUGCUCUUCUUGACGAUGCUAGCCAUGGCGAUCAUCUCCUUCCAGUGGUUCUUCUGGGGCUACUCGCUCGCCUUCUCCCCAACCGGCGGCAAGUUCCUCGGCGACAUGCACUUCUUCGUCCUCCGACACGUGCUCGAGACGCCCGUCCCGCAGGCGAACAACAAAGUCCCCCAAGUCGCCUACAUGAUCUAUCAAAACAUGUUCGCCGCCCUCGUCCCCGCAGUCCUCAUCGGCGCCGCCGCCGAACGAGGCCGGAUCCUCCCAGCCUGCAUCUUCUUCUUCUGCUGGUCAACCGUCGUCUACUGCCCUGUCGCGCAUUGGGUCUGGGCGCCCGAGGGUUGGGCGUUCCAAUAUGGCAUCCUGGAUUAUGCGGGCGGAGGACCGAUCGAGAUUUGUUCCGGUGUCACCGGCUUGGUGUACAGUAUCUUCCUCGGCAAGCGAAGGGGGUUCGGGACGCACAUCCUCUCGUUCAAGCCGCACAACGUCAGCUUUGUGAUUCAGGGAACGAUCUUGCUCUGGGUCGGCUGGCUCGGCUUCAACGGCGGCUCGACCUUUGCAGCAAACAUCAAAGCCGCCGUCGCCAUCGUCAACACGAACCUCGCCGCAUCCUUCGGUGGCCUCGCAUGGAUGUUGCUCGACUACAGGCUCGAGAGGAAGUGGAGCGCGGUCGGGUAUUGCACGGGAGCUAUUUGUGGACUGGUCGCGAUUACUCCUGCGGCUGGCUACGUCGGUUACGGCCCCUCGAUCUUCAUCGGCGUCGUCGCGGCCGCCAUGUCCAACUUGCUCACGACGCUCAAAGGCUUCUUCGCCUUUGACGACGCAAUGGAUAUCUACGCCUGCCACGGCGUCGCGGGUAUUUGCGGACUCGUCUUUACGGGCGUGUUUGCGCAGGCUGAUAUUGCCGCGACGGACGGCUACACGGUCAUCGAUGGAGGCUGGCUCGACGGUCACUAUAUCCAGGUCGGGAAGCAGUUGGCGUACAUUUGCGCCGUGUGGGGAUGGACGUUCGUCGUCUCCUACGCUCUGAUGUUCCUUAUCAACCUUAUUCCUGGGUGCAAGUUCCGAGUCGACGAGGAGGGCGAAAUUAUCGGUGUUGACGAGGUCGAGACCGGCGAGUUCUGCUAUGACUUCAUCGCUCUCCGACGAGAAGUCGACUCGACGCACGGCUUCUACCCCCUCUCGACUCCGAACCAGCACACCUCUGCCUCUGCGCACCCGGGCCCCGCAGCACACGUCAAGCCCGCCUCGAUCAACUCUUCCGAAGAGCGUCUGCGGCAUCGUCACGAAGUUGCGGCGAACGGCGGACACGAGGUUCGGUAUGGACAGGAAUCGAGGCUGAGCGGGGCGGAUCUCGAGAGAGGAGAGUCGGUGACGGGUGACGCGGGCGGUGGACCGAGUCAGGCUCCUCCGGCGAACUCGAGGGAGGCACAGAUGGCGCAGGGAUUGAAUGGCGGGCACGAGAUGAGCGAGAAGGUGGAAAAGGUGCAGUGA
This is a messenger RNA of Rhodotorula toruloides NP11, 1764 nucleotides long. Its product is annotated as ammonium transmembrane transporter. Gene Ontology annotation, cellular component: plasma membrane. The record is from RefSeq and is a predicted model, not a curated record. The transcript is spliced from 14 exons. Lineage: Eukaryota; Fungi; Basidiomycota; Microbotryomycetes; Sporidiobolales; Sporidiobolaceae. Gene Ontology annotation, biological process: ammonium transmembrane transport. Gene Ontology annotation, molecular function: ammonium channel activity. The coding region runs from base 1 to 1764 and encodes 587 amino acids.